Molecule: messenger RNA, 3846 nt
Organism: Ahaetulla prasina
Lineage: Eukaryota; Metazoa; Chordata; Lepidosauria; Squamata; Colubridae
Gene: CCDC9B
Product: coiled-coil domain containing 9B
Exons: 12
Coding region: 475-2256 (593 amino acids)
Source: RefSeq, a predicted model, not a curated record
UCAAGGAACAAAAACAAACAACACCAGCUCUCAGACUGACAGAAUCUUCCAAACGGUUGUGAGCAUUCACCUAACAAUCAUUUGUACGUUUAGCCCACGAUGCAAAUAAGUGCCGAGAAUGUGGAGCCUAGCUCUUGAUGGUCGAGGAUACCUCACCCUCCCAGUCUUUCCAGUUCCUGCUAGUCGGAUGCGCCAUGUGGGGACUCUGACAGCCAGAAUUGUAAAGGUAAUCACAGGAGAAGCAAAGGGUACGUACAUUCGCACUGAAAGGCGAACGAAGAGGAGGACACAAGCGCUUUGAUUGCCUGCCUCUGCUUUCGUAUAUGUGGCAGCCGGUACUUUUGGCUGGGAGCCCAGGCAGGGCUUUUGUAAUCAAAACAUGAUCCUGUAUGCUGUGCAACCAGUACUGAGAAAGGCCGACGGAUGGCUCUCCUCUUUUAGCCCUGCUGUGGAAUCUGCCGAGCUUCACCUCUGAUGUCCAAAAUGCACCAUUCUGAUGUUGCUAUGGAUGAUGCAGUGUUGCAGAAAAAAGAAGAGAAAGACGUUGAACUGGAUAAAAAAAUUCUAGCUCUGAGGAAGAAGAAUGAAGCUCUUAUGAGAAGAUAUCAAGAAAUAGAAGAAGACAAGAAACAAGCAGAACGAGAAGGAAUGGCUGUCACUUCAAGGAAGGCUAGGCCAGAUGGCCUUACCAUCACUAUCACCAAACCACAUCAUGAGAAAAGGAUUGUGAAUGAGAAGUGGGGAAGCAGUUGCUCUUCUGCCUCAAGCUUUGGGGUUGGUAGUGAGGAAGAUGAUGAAGAAAAUGAUCACGUCUUCACAUUCAGGAUGGGGAAACGGGUUCAGUUGGCCGUGACCAUGGACAACAAAGGCAAGGGAAAGCGGGUUGUCCGAGAAAAAUGGGGAUCUGAGGAUCCUGGGAAUCCAGCAGAGGCCCCAGAUAUCAGCGAAGAAGAGAGGGAUGAGCGGCUUGCUUUCUGUAGAGGAAGAAUGCAGAUUGCUAUUACAAUGGAAAACAAAGGCAGGACAGAUGAAAGGAAAACCACAGAGAGGAAGUGGUCUGGUGAAGACAACCAUCCGAAGACUGCAUACCUCAGAAAGGAAAGAGAGAAUUCUCCUCAGGAAAGCCCAGUAGAGAAAAACUGCACCCUGACUGGGAGAGAACGGUCAGAGUACAUGCAAUGGAAGAAAGAACGGGAUCAGAUUGAUCUUGAGCGGCUCACCCGCCACAAGAAUGCAAGGGGUGAAUGGCGACGGGCUUGGGAUGUAGAGAAAACCAAGGGCAUGUUUGAGGAUAUAAGGGAUGGAAAAGCAGUUUUGGACUGUCCCCAGAAUAAAAAAGGGGGAAAAUGUGUCCGGAAGUCCCAGCUAAGAGCUCUACCUUCUGAUGGGAAAGGUGGAGGACAACGCAAGAAGAGUAACACUGAAUCCAGAACACUACUGGUAGUGAGCAGUAAAGCCAAAGGGAAAGACAGGUUGACAGGCAGAGCCAGAAGAUGGGAUGUUAAGGAAGGUGACGAAAUGCCCUUUUUAAAAGAUGAACUUGAUAAUCAGCAAUCAAUUAACAUGGAAGAACAAAAGAAUCUAACUCUGGUCGGUGAAGUAGAGAAAGAGCACCACUGCCUACCCGGUCUAGAGAAUUGUAUAAAGCUCAAAGAAUCUAAUGUUCCCAUGCCACAGACCAAAAGAAGUGAAAUGGACCCAGCUUCAAGGGAAGCCCAAAUCCCAAAUGAAAAAACUAGAAGGGCUCUUACCCAGGAUAUCAGUAGAGAUGAGACUGAGGUAAAUCUCAAACUCAAUAAGGCAAUAUCCGGCCCUGAUUUGUCUCCUAAGAGUAACUAUAAGAAUAGCUGUCAGGAAAUUUCCAGAGUGAAGGCUUGUAGGGACGCAAUUCAAGAAAUCCAUGAAAAUUGCUUAGAUAAAAACACAUGUUCCGAAAGGCACCCUGAGCAGAAUUCUGCUGACAAUUUUAACAAGCUGCCAGAUGUGAUGGAAACAGGUAGCAGAGGCCAGGAAUUGUCAAUAAUGAGACAAACAGGAGAAAUCCAUAUUGGAAGCCUGAAGAAGCAGGUGGCUCUUGGGACAGAAAAGAAUAACAUAGAAAAGAAUAACAUAGCCUGCCUUGCACAUGGGGAGGAAAACAAGACUUCCAUUGGAGAAAUUCAAGGGAAAAGGAAUGAAUGUGCACCAGAAGGAACAAAAAUGUGCAUCUUGAAGCAAGAAAAACCUGAGUCAUGCAAUAAGGAAGCACAUAAUUAAUCUAAGGAUGAAUUGAGAGCCUAGCAGGCUGAAGGGUAGCAUAUGGCAUUUUAUUCAUUUAUAUAGAUUUUAUAGUGUAUACUAUCUUAAGGCUCAGGGAAGGCAACCUACUGACACCUAAAAGAUAUGGGGUGCAGUCUCCCACAAUGUUCUUUUUAAAGCCCUAUUGAUACGAACCAUCAAAAUUCAAGGUCUGAGUAAAUAUGCCUAUUGUAAGAACACCGAGAUUUGAGGGAUGAGGAAGUAUGCUAUUACUUAGUUUAAACUGAGGUGAUACGGUUUACAGAUUCAGAAUAUUUAUUCAAGGAUAUGUCAAGUUUGAUGAAGACCAUGCCCACAAGAAGGCAGCAACAAUGAUGAAGACUUAGAGAUCAAAGCUUAGGAAGGACAUCUGAAAAAGAUGUAUAUGCUUAUCCUAGAGAACAUAUCAUCAAGAGGUUAUAGGAUAAUUACGUCAAGUUAUGGAAGCCUGGGAGAUAACUGAUAGAAGAAUCAUUAUUCUGCAGAGCAAGAUGCAAAUCAGUAGGGCAAAUAUUAGGAAGAUCUUCCUGAUGGAAGUGGAAAUGAAAACUUUAAAAGAUUUUUCAGCAGAGGUUGGCUGCCUUUCUGUCAAGAGUUCUUGUUGCAAUAAUUUUUGCUUUGGUGAAGAUUGCACUAGUUGAUUUUUGAGUUUUCUUCUAAACCUGGGAUUGUUUAAAUAAAUGAUUUUUAAAAAAGCUUUAAGCUUUAUAUUUGGCCUGUUCUGCUUAUUUGCAGAGGGAAAAUAUUCCAUGAAAAAGAAUCAGAUGUGAGAAUCAAAAGAAAAAUGCUUUCCCUUAAUUUUUUUUAAAACCUAGAUUAUAUUAGUAUUUCUUUGACUGCUUAGAAAUUACUUAGUAUUUUAUUAUUAGUAUUUUAUGGCUAGAUAGAAUGUCUAGCUUAUUUUUUUAUUUUUUUUUGUUUACAUUUAUACCCCGCCCUUCUCCGAAGACUCAGGGCGGCUUACAAUGUAUAAGGCAAUAGUCUCAUUCUAUUUGUAUUUUUUUUUUACAAAGUCAACAUUGCCCCCCCAACAAUCUGGGUCCUCAUUUUAUCUACCUUAUAAAGGGUGGAAGGCUGAGUCAACCUUGGGCCGGGCUCGAACCUGCAGUAAUUGCAGGCUCUGUGUUCUAAUAACAGGCUUCUCUACUGCCUGAGCUAUCCCGGCAGUAAUUUUACAUAUUUUUUAAUUUCCACAUAAGAUGGCCAUUUCUCUUCAAACUGAUACCCUUCAGUAGAGUUCUUGCAUAUGCAGAACUGUUAAUAGUGGUUUGUUUUUAAAGUAGAAAAAUGUAAUGCUUUCAUUCUUGAGCCUAAUUCAUUAGUUUAAUUUUUUGCAGAAAAAUUAAGUGCAGAAAAAAAAAUGAGUUGCCUAGCUGGCAUGUUGCACCCCUGGGCUUAUAAAGCUAAGGCCCCAACUUCAUUUCCUAGCAGACUAAAUGCACAUUUGCUUAACUUUCAGUUCUUCCAUCCAUAAGAGGUCAUAGGUAGGCCUUACCAAAUAUUGUUUAAAAUCCCACAAGUCUCCAUAUAACAUUCUCACUUCUAUUUAUUUAUUUAUUUAAAUGUUUA